UCGCUGCCGGUUACGACAGAGCCUGGGCGCGAACCCAGAGUCUCUGAUGGCACAGCUGGCGCUGCAGUACAGUACUGCGCCACCCGGGAGACCGAGUGGCACCUUUUCAAUGAGGUACGGUCAGAGAUUAAUAUAUCCAUCUGUGUUAAGGUGCUCCUGACGGUAUACGCUGAUGAAGACAGUUUGUCGGUCGGAAAGGUUGGAUAUUUGUCACGGUCGUCCUCUUCAUCUGAAGAGGAGAGGCGAGAUGGAUCGGAGGACCAAAAUGCGGCGUGAAAAAGAAGUGCAGAGUUCGCCUCGGGAUUGGGAGCCGCUGUCCAUCGCCGUUCCCAAUCCCACCCAAACUGACGUCAUUGGAUGCCGGCAUGGUAACUGCGUCAGUUUGGAAAAACCGGGAGAAGAAGAACGUAAAGGAUCACCACCAACUUGAUUCUUCCUUUGUCUCUUCUUUCCAUUUGAAACCGUCUACAACAUCUCUGACGCCCCUCAACCCCUUGUCUGGCCGAACACCAAUCGGCACUCCAUCCCCCUCACCCCCUGGAUCCCCUGCCAGAUCCCCUUCCACUCUCUCCAAGUUCUUCGGCCUCUCUUGCCUCUCCUCUCUCCACAUGUCAUCUCUCUCUUCUUCUUCUUCUUCUUCUUCUUCAUUGGAAGGAUCACAGACCUCCUCCCCUUUUAGUGCUUCUUCUGUUUCCCUGGCUGUCUCAACUCAGUUUUCCUCCUCUGCCACUCCCCUCAGUCCUGCCUGCCCUUCCUCCACAACCCACGUCUCCUCCCCUGCCCCCCAGUCCUCCUCUCCAAACCCCCUGGACCACCAUGGAGAGACCAACAAAGACAGUGAGACUGCCAGAGAUCUUAUGAGCUCUGAGGUCAAAGAGGUGGGAGCAGUUGUUCCAAAGAGAAUGAUACCCCUAUUUGCUGGCAUUGCAGAGGCCUCCAUUGACCUGAAGGCUUCCUCUGACUCCUUGGAGAGGCCAUUGGUCAGGUCUCGGGAAGCCAUGGCUCGCCUCCCCAACCUGGUCAGCAAGAGUAGCACCCAGCUGGGGGAGCAGAGCUGCACAGAAGAGGGCGAAGACAACACCAAGCUCUUCGGGUUGCCUAAUAUUGGCAACACCUGCUUCAUGAACUCUGCUCUGCAGUGCCUGCUGGGGCUGCCAGCAUUUUGCAGAGACAUCCUGAGACAGCAGAACAUCUGGAGUUCCUCCCCCUCCUCUAAACUGCUAUGCUGCUUUGCCGAGUUACAUCAGGCCAGGCUUUCUGGAGGCACUGUUAAUGCUAAGAACAAGGAAAAUAAGAAAAUCCUUCAAACAGUCAAGCGCUGUCUCUCCGUUGUCAAUGAAGACUAUGAGGAAGACUAUGAACAGGAUGCCCAUGAAUGUGUGUUGCUCCUCCUCUUUCAGCUGAAGGAGGAGGGUAUGGCAUUAAAGGGCUCACCAGAGCCAUACACCUGCCCCGUGAAGCAGUUAGAAUUCAAGCUGAAGACUUCCCGUACCUGCACCAGCUGUGGAGUUAUAGUGUAUGGUCAGGAGGAUUAUAAUCACCUGUCACUGAGCCUGAGCCAUUACCUGCCACACAGCCUGGACCUCUACUUUAAGCCAUCUGCGUUAGAGUGUGCAUGCAGGGUGUGCUCAGGCAGCACAGCAUCUGUGACUAGGCACUUCCUCACGCUGCCCCGGUGAGUCCCCCCCAUCAUCAUCUCAGAUUACAAUUGACAGUCCUGAUCUAACUCACCAAACUGGGUUAUUGAUUUGAGUACAAGACUGAUUCCUUUGUCUGUGUGAACGCCUGCCUGC
Molecule: messenger RNA, 1793 nt
Organism: Oncorhynchus kisutch (coho salmon)
Lineage: Eukaryota; Metazoa; Chordata; Actinopteri; Salmoniformes; Salmonidae
Product: ubiquitin carboxyl-terminal hydrolase 37-like
Exons: 10
Coding region: 366-1679 (437 amino acids)
Biological process (GO): G1/S transition of mitotic cell cycle; protein deubiquitination
Cellular component (GO): cytosol; nucleus
Molecular function (GO): cysteine-type deubiquitinase activity
Source: RefSeq, a predicted model, not a curated record